AUGUGCAACUAUCGCUAUAUCUAUUAUUCUAGCUGCCGACAUCCCGAGUUCACUCUGGUCAACUUCUGCGACAAAGCCUAUGAGCGCGCUGUGCUGGGGGCGCCUCAGCCUCGCGACGCAGCAGAGGGCGUGGAACCUCGGCUUGAGCACAACACCACAGCCACAGCCUUAGACAGCACGACCUACAAGCCGUCCGGACAAACCGCAGGACAUGGAAAACACGGUGCAUGCGCAAGCGUCGUAGAGCAGCGGGCGGAGGGACCGGAGGUGUCGCUGCAGCCACCCGCCCAACAGGCUGAAGCGAAGCAACAAACACCUCCUCCGCCCACAUGGGCUUCAGUUGCCCGCAUCGCCGCAGAGGCUAAUUCCGGAUCGGUACCACAAGCCACCCCAGCCUGUGUGAUGGCGUCAAAUGCUUUGUCGUCACCUGCGCAACGUCUUGCUGCACGCCUCGACUCCGCCAAGACAGCGGGUGACAGUAACGCCUCCAGCAUGCACAGUUCCGACCCGUUUCAGCCAGCACCGGGGAACCGGGGAAACGAAGACUCGAGUAGAGGCAGGUGGGUCGGAAGGGGCAGUUACAGAGGCGGAGGCGGCGGGCGCAGAGGCUCGACGCUGUCGACCGUCACCGAGCACGGAAGCGGCGGCUGGGACCAGACUGUCCGCGCCGCGAGGCCGCUCCAGGAACACGUCCGCUCUCCCACGCCCGAAGGCACCAGCAUCGAUAUCCGCUCGCCCGCUGAGUUUCCGCUGCUCUCUCCCGUCAGCGCACCGCUAUCAUCCACUCUCCCAGCCCGAGCUCGGUCUUCCUCUGCGUCAUCCUGGGCGCAUGUCGCGAGACUGGUCAGCGUAGAUCGGCCCGAUAGCAGUUCCACAACGGAGCCUACCGCCGAAUCUGACGCUGGUACAGUCUCAACCUCCCCGUCAUCCUUUGCGAGUGAUAUACUUGACCCUACUUUGCUAGUUGUUCCUUCUAUUCCCGCCAUGGCGCCACCCCGUGCUUCCGGUGCGACCCUCGAUUUCAGGAGGCCGCAUUCCAGCACCAAUGCUGCGCACCAGUCAGGCAGUCCCAGGAGACGGCUGCCGGCAGAGUGGACCGGUGGGCUGCAGCUAGGCUCUGAGAAGACUACACCGGCCGUGACCAAGCGAAAGUCACUUGGGAACCUCGGGAGGCAGUUCAAGGCCGCCCAUGAGGGAUCAACAGUCACGCCAAAGUCUCCUACCAAGGUUGUGCCUUUUGUAUUGGCAACCGCUCGUCGAGCGGCAGCGCGCGAGCAGAAAGACAAAACAUCAGGCACGGCCAAGCUCGUUCCCGCUGUACCGAAGGCAGUGCCCCCAGACAAAGCAGGUUCGAAGACCUAUUCCAAAGCUUCUUCUUCUGAUAGCACCUCCACGUCUCAAUGCCAGACUGCAGCUGCUUCCCCGUUCCCAAGCGGCUCGAGCCAGAGCUUUGCCACUGCGCGCGAAGAGCCUUACCACCCACUCCCGCAACCCGGUUCUCCUUCGCGCAUUCCGAGGCUGGUGGUUGCACUCGGUCGGAGCGGCGCACCCAGAACAAGCGGAUCUGAGCCAUCACCCGUCCGACCAAAGCCUCUACAUGAGGCCAGUGUGUCCGAGACGGCCUCUGAGCCACCAGCCGAUAUUCAAAGGACGCCCUCUCCGGCGGCGCCACCCUUGCAAAACAUCGUCACCAAAGACCCUUCUCUUAGUACUGCAAGUUCAGAAGAUGAAGUUAAAACACUUGCUACUUCCGAGAGGAAAGAGGGCGGAGUCGCUGCUAUCGACAUCGCGAGGUCUGAAAUGAGCAGGUCAAAUGAAGCCAUCGCAGAGGCUAGCACCGCUGUGGCAGAUAUCCGGCAUGCUGAGCAUCCACGCUCGCAUGUUCACUUUGCGGAAGCACGUGAGGCUUCGCAGAACAAGAUCGGCUUGAGCAUCGCGCACAACCCUUUGGGUCUUUCGUUCGAAACCAGUGAACAUCCGACUGUACCGUCACCGGAUGGACUACAGGGUUUCGGUUAUAUUCAGCAUUCUUCCCAGGCCACAAGCCCCAUCGCUUCGUCAGCUACACACGCCGAAGCUAUAUCUCACUAUGCGGAGAACUCGAAUAUUGAGAGAGAAGCGUCCGAGAAGAAGUCAACUCUGGAUGAUACCGAACAGAACGAUGCACGGUCGCCGGAGACCAUUAACACUUGGCCAGAGACGUCGGAUAUUAGCGCAUCUCAAGAAACCGAGUUCGAGAGUAUGUCACCUGGCUCCAAGGCCAGCCGCACGCCUGAGGAGGGAAGUUACGGGCCUGUACUUGAGAGCCUAUUCGAGGCUGAACUGGAAGCAGACUCGGAAUUUUCGUUCGAUGAGGAUCAAAGCAGUAGCUCAAAGCCCUUUGAGGAUUCGCAGUGGCCGCUGCAUUCACUCGAUAGCGGCAACAAUUCCAACGUGAGGGCUAGCAAAGAAGGUGCGCUUGCGAGUUCUGGCAACUCGAUUGGAACCACGACUUCCACGUGUAUCAGCGUUCCUCCACACAGGCGUGCGGCGUUUGCAUCACGUCCAUUCAAUGGCAACGCGAUGACUCCCAGCAGGCUGAACGCGCAAGCCCAAGAGUUUGUCCCUGGAGGCAUCCAGUUUGGCAACCAGGUUCUAGUCACAGCCAGCCGUGGGACUCACGCUCGCCCUCAGAUGCCGCCAGAGUGGAUGGUCACGCAAUCUACCGAUUAUACGCCGGGUAAAAUGUUGCCAAACCAAAGCUCUACCACUGAGCCAACCGCUUCGUGCACAGGCAGAAAGGGAAAAAAGAAGAAGAAGGGGCCAAGAAGGUUUUCUGAGGAGCACAGCAACUCGAGGGACCGUCCAUCGGACACGGAUGCAAGUGUGUACAACCCACAUCCGUCGUGGUCCGUUUCUUGGUCGUCUAGCUCUGCGGGAGGCCCUUACAGUACAGUCCCUGGGUAUUUUGGUACCACCGGGGUCGAAUACGGUACACCUGUUGGGCCUUCUGGUGGCAGCUGGAGUAUUUCAAACGUGAGCCGGGACUUGGGAUAUGGUGGUGCUCUUCGCACGAUCACCAACGCGUCGUACGGCCACAGGCCCAAAACACCCAAUCAGGCUCCGAGGGCACCGUACCUAGGGCGCGGAGGCAGCGGCAUGCCUGCUGGCUCGAUUCCCAAAGGAAAUGAGCAGGUCGAGAAGUUGCGGGACGAGGGCUGGACCAGCACCAACGGCGGGCCUCUGACGCAUGGCGCGGUGUACGAGCACCUUCGAUCGGCGGACAAGGCCUGCGAGAAGCAUCCGAGCAUCUUUCCGCCCUUUUCUGAAGACGGAGCCAGGGAGAAGUCGGGCUAUGGCACGCUCAGGCCUUGCGGCAAUGUCAACAUGGUCGGCGCCUUUGAAGCGCUGCCGCAUUACCCACUGCUCUGCCCCAAAUGCCAACCUGACUCGCAUGAGAGCAUGCAGGCUUGA
This is a messenger RNA of Diplodia corticola, 3453 nucleotides long. Its product is annotated as proteophosphoglycan ppg1. Lineage: Eukaryota; Fungi; Ascomycota; Dothideomycetes; Botryosphaeriales; Botryosphaeriaceae. Bases 1 to 3453 code for a protein of 1150 amino acids. The record is from RefSeq and is a predicted model, not a curated record. The transcript is spliced from 2 exons.